Trametes versicolor FP-101664 SS1 is the source of this 851-nucleotide messenger RNA. RefSeq lists its product as uncharacterized. The transcript is spliced from 5 exons. The annotation marks the transcript as partial. The record is from RefSeq and is a predicted model, not a curated record. Gene Ontology annotation, molecular function: chromatin binding. Lineage: Eukaryota; Fungi; Basidiomycota; Agaricomycetes; Polyporales; Polyporaceae.
AUGCCUGGCCGCAAGCAGAGAAAGGCACAGAAAUCUUCGCAGCGGGGCACCAGAGGGCAGCGCCGUGCAAAUAAAGUUCAAGAUACAUCUGCGGAGCACGCUGUUUCUCCAGAGGUUUUUGCAACAUACUCUUUGGUCGACAGUGUUGUCUUGCCGACGGUAGAUGGGCACAGCACAGAGACUAUCAGAGUUGGCGACAUCAUUGUUACCUUGCCCAACCACCCUGCCCAACAGAGAGGCGAGGAUAGCAUUUCUGCCUGCUUUGUUGCAAGCAUGCUGGGCCGAGUUACGCCUGCGCCCGCAUCGCAAGCUGCACAGGCUGCACAAGAGGAGGAUGCCGAUCUCCUUGAGAGUGAAGUUGAGGAGGUCGUGCUGAACUAUCAUGGUGCAUCUGGGCAGGGGCACAAAGCCACUUGUCAAGUCCAAGACCUUUGGCACGCACGGGUUACUUCAUUGCGGGAGCAUGGAGGGCAGAGGUUCGCAGCGCUCACAUGGUUCUACCGUCCAGGCGAUGUGGCAGAGUUGCGCCCGGACCGCAAGGUCAAAGCAUACAUCAAGACUCUCUCGUCCGCAGAGCUGGUGUACUCGGACCACUUCACCAUCAAUUUGGUGGAAUGCAUUUUUGGGAAGAGCCCUAUGGUAGAAUUCACCUUGGGUGCAGCAGACUUGCGGACCUUGGGGCGUAACGACACCUUCACGCGGGGUGAUAAGCUCAUGAUAGAGGAUGAUGGCCAUGUGCGGCUAGAGAUCUGCUGGGAUGACGGUUGCAAGCUUGGGCGGACAUACACCCCAGGAGAAGAUAGCAUCCGCUUCUGCGACAAUCCUCAUUGUCAGCGGUGGUUCCAUGUGGU